Drosophila takahashii is the source of this 1650-nucleotide messenger RNA. It is a transcript of the gene Gabat, whose product is annotated as 4-aminobutyrate aminotransferase. Gene Ontology annotation, biological process: GABA catabolic process. Gene Ontology annotation, molecular function: pyridoxal phosphate binding. Gene Ontology annotation, cellular component: mitochondrion. The record is from RefSeq and is a predicted model, not a curated record. NCBI's taxonomy places the organism in Eukaryota, Metazoa, Arthropoda, Insecta, Diptera, Drosophilidae.
UGGCUCGUUGCUAGGUUUCCUAUUGAACAAUUCCUUCACUUAACCCCGGAGCACUCGAUCGACAGUACCAGUAACCAUGCGGAGCUUGUGGCUAAAUACGUUGACCAAGCAGAGUCUAUAUCGGCUGAGUACCAAGAGGUACUCCACCAAAAAUGAGCCCAAGGAGCCCUUGGUAAAAACUAAAUCGAUACCUGGCCCCAAAUCACUUGAGCUUAAAAAGCAGCUGGAUUCUGUCCAGGCCACCGGAUCCAUCCAAUUUUUUGCUGAUUACGAAAAUUCAAUUGGAAAUUAUAUCUCCGACGUUGAUGGAAAUGUUUUACUAGACGUCUACACUCAAAUUUCCUCAGUUCCCUUGGGUUACAAUCAUCCAAGACUUUUCAAUGUCUUUAAGAAUGAGCAAAACGUGAAAACUUUGAUUAAUAGACCAGCACUUGGUGUCUUCCCUGGCAAAGAAUGGCCGGAAAAACUAAAUUCAGUUCUGUUGAACAUUGCACCCAAAGGACUUAACAAAAUCACAACGAUGAUGUGUGGUUCGUGUUCAAAUGAAAAUGCUUAUAAGAGCAUCUUUAUCUGGUACCAAAGCAAACUUCGCGGUAAUACACCCCUUACCGAGCAGGAGAAAUGCUCUUGCAUGGUUAACACUCCGCCAGGAGCUCCAAAACUCAGUAUUCUGUCAUUCAAGGGAGCUUUCCACGGCCGUACUUUGGGCGCCCUUGCUACGACACAUUCGAAAUAUAUUCACAAGCUCGAUGUUCCCUCCUUCGAUUGGCCCAUUGCCUCGUUUCCCGAUUACAAAUAUCCUUUGGACGAAAAUGUAGCGCACAACAAGAAGGAGGACGAGAAGUGCCUUAGCGAAGUGCAGGAUCUUAUUCAGCAAUACGCCAGCAAGAAUCCCGUCGCCGGAAUUGUGGUGGAGCCCAUCCAGAGCGAGGGAGGCGACAACGAAGCCUCGCCCGAAUUCUUCAGGAGUCUGCAGGCCAUUUGCAAGAAGAACGGCAUCGCGCUCUUGAUCGAUGAAGUCCAAACCGGCGGAGGCAGCACCGGAAAAUUCUGGGCCCAUGAGCACUUCGACUUGGAGAGUCCACCAGAUGUUGUGACCUUCAGCAAGAAGCUGCAGUUGGGUGGCUACUUCCACAACGAAGACUUCAUUCCAAAGGAACCGUACAGAAUCUUCAACACCUGGAUGGGUGAUCCGGGAAAAAUCCUUCUCUUGGAGGAAGUUGUCAAAGUGAUCCAGGAAGAGAAGCUCUUGGCCAAUGUCGCUGUGGCCGGAAAGGUUCUGAAGGAUGGAUUGCUCUGCCUGGAGAAGGAAUUUCCGCAUAUCUUAAACUCCACUCGCGGUCGUGGAACAUUUUUGGCCGUCAAUUGCACCAACACCAAAGUGCGAGAUCAAAUAAUUGGGGCGUUGAAGUUGCAAGGCAUUCAAACCGGAGGCUGCGGGGAAAUUUCCAUUAGAUUCCGCCCAGCUUUGAUAUUUAAGGACUAUCAUGCUAACAUCGUCCUAGACCGCUUCCGCAAAGUGCUUCAAGCUAUUUAAGAAAAUGAUAACGAAAACCAAGAAUGAUAGUGCUCUGAAAAUUGCUAGUGCAUGCAAUAUAUCUAUGUUACCAAAAUAAAUAAUAAAAUGAAUUUAUUUUAUCCCUCUGUUAA